GUAAUAUACUGGGUGUGUUCAGUCCAAUUGGAUGUGGUUCCAGUACUAAAACUAGCUGUAAAAGUACAAAACAAUUUACACAGCCAAUGGUUAUGAAACUAACACGAAUACACUGCUUCAAAAACAGAGCAAUAUGGCCAAACUUUACUGCCACCGCCACCUGCCCCGCGGACAAACUUUCUCUAUCUCUAUUCAACAUUAACAUGCAUUCAUGAUCCUAACCAACCAUCUUUAUUAUACACCUGCAAAUAUGGUACCACACCACUCAUCUACUGAACUUAAAUCACACUCCACACUCUACACCUCAUAUAGCUCCUUUCGAGAUAUUUCAACCGCCUAAACUCUAAAUCCUCACUAAAGUUUCCCAAACCUCUCUUCUUUCAUUUAUACUCUGUUUCUUUGAUACAUAUAUAUAUAUAUAUAUAUAUAUAUAUAUAUAUAUAUUAGUUUAGGAAAGAAUUAGAAGCUCAUCUUUCUUAGCUUAAACAUGACUGAAAAUUCAGUCAAAUGGUUGGUUUUUAUAAUACUGAACUGCUUACUCUUUAAUCUUGUACUUUGCGUGGAGACCCAGAUGGCCAAGAAGACUACUUAUAUUGUCCAAAUAGACAAGUCAGCCAUGCCUGAAUCAUUUUCUGAUCACUUGCAGUGGUACUCUUCUAAAGUAAAGUCGGUUCUCAUUGACAAGGAAACCGACGCCGAUGAAGAUCAAAGGAUAAUAUACAGCUACCAGACUGUAUUUCAUGGAGUCGCGGCUCGAUUAAGUGAAGAAGAAGCUAGCAAGCUCGAGAAAGAAGAAGGUGUGCUGGCCAUAUUCCCGGAAAAGAAGUAUGAGCUUCACACAACGCGAAGUCCACUCUUUCUGGGGCUUGAUUCAAAACAGGACAGCACGGGGGUCUGGUCGGAAAAGAUCUCUGACCAUGACGUCAUUGUCGGGGUGCUUGAUACCGGGAUUUGGCCGGAGAGCGAGAGCUUCAACGACACCGGAAUGACUCCGGUUCCAGCUCGCUGGAAAGGAGCUUGCGAGAUUGGUCGAGGUUUUACUAAAAACCACUGCAAUAAAAAGAUCGUGGGCGCUAGAAUGUUCUACCGGGGUUACGAAUCCGCUACCGGCAAAAUCAACGGCCAGAACGAGUACAAAUCGCCCAGAGACCAAGAUGGGCAUGGGACUCACACUGCCGCUACCGUCGCUGGUGCACCGGUCAAAGGAGCAAACCUUUUGGGUUAUGCGUACGGCACAGCAAGGGGAAUGGCUCCGGGAGCAAGAAUCGCAGCUUAUAAAGUUUGCUGGGUCGGCGGUUGUUUCAGUUCCGAUAUUCUAUCAGCCGUCGAUAGAGCUGUUGCCGACGGAGUCAACGUCUUGUCGAUAUCUCUGGGCGGUGGAGUCUCAUCUUACUAUAGAGACAGUUUAUCAGUUGCAGCGUUUGGGGCUAUGGAGAUGGGCGUUUUUGUCUCGGGAUCCGCGGGUAACGGAGGACCCGACCCGGUUAGCCUUACCAAUGUGUCACCGUGGAUAACCACUGUUGGAGCUAGCACCAUGGAUAGAGAUUUUCCUGCAACUGUUAAGCUAGGAAAUGGAAAAAUUCUAUCCGGAGUUUCCCUCUACAAAGGUCGAAGAACACUUCAAAACAAACAGUACCCGAUUAUUUAUAUGGGAAACAACUCGACCGUCCCUGAUCCGGGAUCGUUAUGCUUGGAAGGGACCUUAGAAAGGCGUAAAGUUGCAGGAAAAAUUGUGAUAUGCGACCGUGGAAUUAGCCCUCGAGUUCAGAAGGGUCAGGUUGUCAAAGACGCUGGAGGAGUCGGAAUGAUUCUGACAAACACGGGUGCAAACGGCGAGGAAUUGGUGGCGGAUUCCCAUCUUCUUCCUGCAGCGGCCGUCGGUGAAAACGAGGCCAAAAUUGUAAAGCGUUACGCUUUAGCUAACCCCAAAGCCACAGCUAACAUAGCAUUUUUGGGAACUCGCGUGGGGAUUAGACCAUCUCCUGUGGUGGCAGCGUUUUCAUCAAGAGGACCUAAUUUCCUCACGUUUGAGAUUCUCAAACCUGAUUUGGUAGCUCCAGGAGUCAACAUCCUCGCCGCUUGGACAGGGGAUUUGGGUCCAUCAAGUUUACCAACGGAUCGUAGAAGAGUGAAAUUCAACAUCUUGUCUGGUACAUCAAUGUCCUGUCCUCACGUGAGUGGUAUUGCUGCUCUGCUUAAAGCUAGACACCCCGAAUGGAGCCCGGCCGCCAUUAAAUCAGCUCUUAUGACCACUGCUUAUGUUCACGACAACACUCUCCACCCCCUUAGAGACGCCUCCUCGACGAUUCCUUCCAGCCCUUUUGACCACGGAGCGGGUCAUGUAAACCCGAGAAAAGCACUUGACCCGGGUUUGGUCUACGACAUAGAGCCUCAGGACUACUUUGAUUUCCUUUGUACUCAGAAUCUAUCUCCAACCCAGUUAAAGGUUUUCGCCAAGUACUCCAACAGAACUUGUCGACACACUCUCGCCGGUCCAGCGGACUUGAACUACCCUGCUAUCUCAGUUGUGUUCCCGGAUAAAACAAACAUUUCUGUUCUUAGUGUUCGCCGAACAGUGACCAAUGUGGGUUCUCCGGUUUCGAGUUACCACCUUUCGGUUUCGCCGUUUAAAGGUGUAUCUGUUAAUGUUGUGCCUCGGUCUCUGAACUUCACCAAGGUCGGUCAGAAGUUGUCGUACAAGGUCACGUUUAAGAAGAAAUCACGGCAAACUGAGCUGGAGUUUGGAGCUUUGGUAUGGAAGAAUGGUGUCCACAAGGUGAGAAGCCCAAUUGUGCUUAUGUGGCGACUUCCGAUGUGAAAACGCCGUCGUAUGCUCUCGAUGGUAUGUUUUGCGCUACAAAUAGGAGAAGCAUAAUCGUGAUGAAAUUGUGAUCAAUUUGCUCUGUUUAACCUUUUAUUUUUUUUUUUCUUAUUUUCUUUUGAGUUCACUACUAGAAGAAACGUAGAAUAAACAUUCUCUUGUCACUGUUUUUUUCUUUUCUUUUUCAAACAAAUCAGAUCAAUUAUAAAAGAUGAAAUUCGUUAUUCUGUAUGCAAAA
Messenger RNA from Cannabis sativa, 3059 nucleotides. RefSeq names its product subtilisin-like protease SBT1.3. The transcript has a single exon. The record is from RefSeq and is a predicted model, not a curated record. Gene Ontology annotation, molecular function: serine-type endopeptidase activity. Gene Ontology annotation, biological process: proteolysis. Bases 488 to 2818 code for a protein of 776 amino acids. NCBI's taxonomy places the organism in Eukaryota, Viridiplantae, Streptophyta, Magnoliopsida, Rosales, Cannabaceae.